Messenger RNA from Clupea harengus (Atlantic herring), 5749 nucleotides. It is a transcript of the gene map4k3b, whose product is annotated as mitogen-activated protein kinase kinase kinase kinase 3b. The record is from RefSeq and is a predicted model, not a curated record. Gene Ontology annotation, biological process: protein phosphorylation; intracellular signal transduction. Lineage: Eukaryota; Metazoa; Chordata; Actinopteri; Clupeiformes; Clupeidae. Gene Ontology annotation, molecular function: MAP kinase kinase kinase kinase activity; ATP binding. Gene Ontology annotation, cellular component: cytoplasm.
CCAGGGGCUGUCAACGUGAACAGCCAGCGUCCUCACGCAGGCGUACUGCGCAGAGGAGGCCAUGUUAAAGUUUAGUGAAGACUGGACGUGAUUCCCUGACGCCCUGUGUUUCUGCGUUCGUUUACGACAGUUUUGUAAUAUCGGAGUUUCUAAAUCAAUCCGAUCCUAGGGAUCGGGCUUCGGAUGAUGAAUACCAGUCUGGACUUGUCUCGGCGGAACCCGCAAGAAGAUUUUGAGCUCAUUCAAAGAAUCGGGAGUGGAACGUAUGGAGAUGUGUACAAGGCUCGCAAUGUCAUCACAUCAGAGCUGGCGGCCAUUAAAGUCAUCAAGCUGGAGCCGGGCGAGGACUUUGCAGUGGUGCAGCAGGAGAUUAUCAUGAUGAAGGACUGCAAGCACUCCAACAUCGUGGCUUACUUCGGCAGCUAUCUCAGGAGGGAGAAACUAUGGAUCUGCAUGGAGCACUGCGGAGGGGGAUCCUUACAGGACAUCUACCAUGUGACGGGUCCUCUGUUAGAGUCCCAAAUUGCGUAUGUGUCUCGGGAAACCAUACAGGGCCUGUACUAUCUCCACAACAAGGGCAAAAUGCACAGGGACAUAAAGGGAGCAAAUAUCCUGUUAACGGACAAUGGAUACGUGAAACUGGCUGACUUUGGGGUCUCUGCGCAGAUCUCCGCCACCCUGGCCAAGAGGAAGUCCUUCAUUGGCACACCCUACUGGAUGGCUCCUGAGGUGGCUGCUGUGGAGAGGAAAGGGGGUUAUAAUCAGCUGUGUGACAUCUGGGCCGUGGGUAUCACCGCCAUCGAGCUGGCAGAGCUGCAGCCUCCCAUGUUCGAGCUGCACCCCAUGAGGGCUCUGUUCUUGAUGAGUAAGAGCAAUUUUGUACCACCCAAACUGAAGGAUCGGAAAUGGACCAACAACUUCCACCACUUUGUCAAAGUGGCUCUCACUAAAAACCCCAAGAAGCGACCCACAGCUGAGAAGCUAUUGCAGCACCCAUUCGUGUCCCAGCCCUUGAGUCGUACGCUGGCCAUCGAGCUCCUGGACAAGGCCAGCAACCCCGACCACACUCCCUACAGCGACCAGGAGGAUGACGACCCUGAGCCAGAUUCGCCCGUGUCAGUCCCUCAUCGGAUUCGCUCGACCAGCCGGAGCGCUCGGGAGGGGAAAACUCUGUCAGAGAUCAACUUCGAUCAGGUGAAGUUCGACCCCCCCUUGAGAAAGGAGACGGAACCCCAUCACGAGCCGGAUCUGGAGUACAACCAAGAUUCCCCAGGCCUGCUUUGUGGAAACAAGAGUCUGUUGAAGUCUGUGGAGGAGGAGUUACAGCAUAGGGGUCAUGUAACACACUUAGAGACUGGGGAGGAUGAUGAUGAUGGUGAUGGUGGUGAUGAUGAGGAAGCCCCGCAAACCACAAACACUACGAUAAGGAGACCAAGAGUGCCCCCGCCGCUUCCCCCGAAGCCCAAGAACCUGUGUGCAACUCCAAAUCAGAGCGGGCCAAUCGGAGAGGAGGGGGGCGGCGACGACAGCACCAUCAAGCGCUGCCCGGUGUCUCCAUGCCCCGCCCCUCCCUCUCGGCCCGCCUCCUGCGUGCCCCCCAGGCCCCCGCCCCCGCGCCUCCCCCCGCACCGGCGCAGUAGCCUAGGUAAUGGAGUCAGCCCCUCCCAACAGAAUGGAGAAAGAGAGAGGCAGUCCACCCUGCCAACUAUCCCCCUCAGGAAAGAGAAGAAGGACGCUCCGAAACCCCUGUGCAAUGGCCUGCCCCCAACUCCUAAAGUCCAUAUGGGAGCGUGCUUCUCAAAGGUGUUCAACGGAUGCCCUCUGAAGAUCCACUGCGCCUGUUCCUGGAUAAACCCAGACACACGGGAUGAGUAUUUGAUCUUCGGAGCGGAGGAAGGGAUCUACACCCUGAACCUGAAUGAGCUGCACGAGAGCUUCAUGGAACAGUUGUUUCCACGGCGAUGUACAUGGCUGUAUGUCAUGAACAACUGUCUGCUCUCCAUAUCUGGCAAGGCCUCUCAACUCUACUGCCAUAACUUGUCCGGUCUGUUUGAGCAAGCUCGGCAGAUGCAGAAGCUGCCCGUCGCCAUACCAACGCAUAGAAUCCCAGACAAAAUCAUUCCGAGGAAGUUUACUGUGUCCAAUAAGAUUCCAGACACCAAAGGGUGCCAGAAAUGCUGCGUAGUGAGGAACCCCUACACGGGUCAUAAGUACCUAUGCGGAGCCUUCCAGUCUAGUGUGAUCCUGCUGGAGUGGGUGGAGCCUAUGCAGAGGUUCAUGCUCAUCAAGAGUAUUGAGUUUACAUUGCCGUGUCCACUGGAGGUGUUUGAGAUGCUGGUGGUGCCGGAGCACCAGUACCCCCUCAUCUGCCUGGCGGUCAGCAAGGGCAGCGAGCCGGACCAGGUGGUGACCUUUGGCACCAUCAACCCCAGCCUGACCACCCCCACUUUCAACGAUGCAGAUAUGCCGCAGACCUGCGUCAUCCACGUCACUCAGCUGGAGAGAGACACCAUCCUAGUUUGCCUAGACCGUUGUAUAAAGAUGGUGAAUUUACAAGGCAGACUGAAGUCCAAUAGAAAGCUGUCGGCAGAGCUCACCUUUAACUUCCAGAUUGAAGCAAUAGUGUGUCUUCAGGACAGUGUUUUGGCAUUUUGGAGACAUGGAAUGCAGGGCCGGAGCUUCAAAUCCAACGAGAUCACUCAGGAGAUCUCUGACAGCACUCGCAGUUUCAGACUGCUAGGGUCUGACAGGACGGUGAUCUUGGAGAGUCGACCCAUAGAAAACCCCACAGCUCACAGCAACCUGUACAUACUUGCGGGCCAUGAGAACAGCUACUGACUCCUCCCACCCCACCCUAACCCCGCCCCCAGGACACUCUCCAUUCCCUCAGCCAGCCUACUGAGCCCCUGACCCGCCGCGAUCAGAGCUCUCCGACGACCGCACCAGUCCGCGGAGACCUUAACAACUCCACGGCCACGCCGCCACAAGUAUACUACAAACCAAACUCAGCGUAGCUACUCUGUAGCUUUUCCGACUACCACUACUACACGACCAGAUCUACAAUACACUGAUGCUUAGCGAUCUACACACGGUUAUGACCCCCAAGUCAAAAGCCCAGCUGAGCGGAGCGAACAACAUUUAAACUAAGCAAAGACACUACAGCGGAAAUGUGAAUACAAUGUUCAGCUAGCUACACUGCAAAAUUAGGCCUUUAAAACUAGGCCUUUAAAACUAGGCCUACUCUUCUGCAGCAUAACCCAAGCAGACGUUAGUGACUGCCGUUGUGUAUAACACUCUGUGGGAGCUCAAGGAGGUUGCUUGUUUUUGGCGUCGAGUUUAUUCUUUCUUCCUUUCGGCAUGCAGCGCAGAAGCAGCCGUCUCGAUUUCGGACUCUCCGAGGUGGAGUCAUGGUCUGCGACUCUUCUGCCGCGAGAACUAAGCGGAGCACUCCCGAGUCGAAUCUUGUUGUAAUUGUGUAGCUCUCUGAGGGACCACACUAAAAAAAAGCAUGAGUGUCGUAACUGUAUCAUAAUACGGUGCGCGUGCAUAUAUGAACACACGUUUAAAAAACAAAACAAAAAAAAAAGAACUACCUGGUGUGAUAGCGUAGUCCUGGAGGUACAAAACCCCUGAAAAAGAACUAGCUGUUUCUAACUAGUGUAAUCUUUGACGUGGUAGCUCAGUAAAGCAUGGUUGUCGUAACAUUUGUAGUUCACGGAGAGAGGAAGUGAACCUGUGGCAGGUGGAGGAGACCUUUGAAACCUUUCUGACCCGAGACCCUGCUCUUCUGAAGGUCUGCCAAGGGUAGAGACGGCUACGGGCGUUGUAGCUACGGCCGUAUUCAGAGCCUGGUCCUGACCUAGUCACUGUCGGCUACACAGGGCGUGGUUGUAACUGUUUACUGAUGCAGUUAACAUUCAUAGAAGCGAUGGAGGUCUGGUGUCACAACAUGUCCUUGGUGAUCCUGUCAUGUUUGUCUUUUCCCCCAUUGAAGAGAGUUCUCUCUUUUGUUUUAUCGUUAGAUGCACAAACUACAGUUGAGUACUAAUUUAUCUAUGUAGUAAGAAAAAAAUGUCACCUUGUGACAGCCGUAAAGACAGGUUAAUUGAUUUGCUUUUAUACUUUAUUCAAAUUUUUACUUUUACUUUUUUUUUUUUUUUUAACUGAAAGCCAUUUGUCACCUAGUCUGUGUUUUUAAUGCUUGUUUAAUCACUGGUGUUAAAAAUUUGCACAAAAGGUUUUUUUGAAAUGUGAUGAUCAAGUGUGUGAGCAUGUACGUGUGGAUGUGUGUGUGCGUGUGUGUGUGUGCGCGUGUAUGUGUGUAUACACCUAUAUGCAACACUUGCAGGCAUACUGUACUGAAGUAUGCAUCUCUUCUCACCAGUUCCAUGUGGUCAUCUGCAAGCUGUGAGUAGGAAGUUAGAUGUUCACAUUCUGUUCUGUUACUGAAAAAGAAACCAUGACCAUUUAAGGUGAUUUUAAUUAGCAUUCGUCAUGGUAACCGAUUCACUUUACUCUUAAUGCAAAUCAGCAUCUUUAGCAAAAAAAAAAAAAAAAAGAAAUGCUGUUUAACUUAUUUCAAUGCAUUAUCCAACCAUGUAAAACACUAAAGCAUUCCUUUGAAAUCAGUAGCUCAAGAAUAUAAAUGUUACAUUAUGAUGUAAUGCCAAACUCUAUCCAUUCGAUUCAUGGCCAAAAUGUCCUGGGUGUUGCUACCUCGUGUGGGAAACAAAGAGUGAAAUAGGUGUUGAUUGGGGUCGAUGAGAUUAAUAUCGCUCUGGAUGUCCGCCAUCAGAUGUUGAAUAAUUGUGAUCAAAGUAGAUCAAACUACAUCACCACAUUUAACCGUUUUAUAUUGCAAUGCGUAUGACCUUGUACAUAGUGUAAGAUAAAAAUCAGUUUUACAGACUGUAUAAUUGCCUCUAUUUUGUUUCCAAUGUGAAACAGAUUUAUGAAACAACCUAACUCAUUAAAAGACAGAAGUGAAUACCAAGUGUGUUUUUGAGUUGAUGUGUUGGAUAUCCCUUACUUUUCUGAUCAGCAUAAGGUUCUUGUGUUGAUGAUGAUGAUGAUGAUUUCAUUGUAUAAAAAAGAAGGCAAGACGGCUUUAACUUUCCUUUAAUUGUCCUAAUAAUGGACAUCAUAUGAUCGACAGAUUAAAUAAUAACAGUGACAUUUCAUUUUGGAAACAUUUUAAACAGGCUUUGUUUCCAAUGUUCUGUCAGAUGACAAGAAUGAUCCUCUCUCCUCAGCCUCAUUCAGUGUAUAUGUAUAUUACCAGUAAGCAAUGUCUUAGAUAUCAUGAGACGCAAUACGUUUGUAUGUGAGGUUGACAUAUGUGGGCUAAAGGUUUCAUCCUACUUGAAUCUGUAACAGCAUAUUUGCUAGCUUUUAGUUCUCUUUAACAGUACAAAAAAAGACACAUAUUUACAAUAUCAGCAUUGCUACCAUACCUAUCUGCUCACAUGGUUGAGUAAAGGCAUCUUUUGUUCUCUACAAUGCUCAUUAUAGUAAUGACCUAUGAUUUAGUUUAUUUCAUGCAGAUCUAUGUUUAUGAUGUAGUGGCAUGUCCAGUCCAGCAGGUGGCGAAAGGUAGCUAUGUAAGUAGGAGUCAUACUUUUUCUUCUGUUUACUUGUUCAAACAACAGCUCUAGUCACACAGUGCAAAUAAGGGAUUGAGCCAAAUCAUUGAAUUAACUGGAAUGGAAGCUUAAUAUGGCUUCACCAUUAAAAAGAAAUCUAAAAAGAA